UUGCAGGUGCGCGGCAUACUUAACAAACUCACGCCGGAGAAAUUCCAAAAACUGAGCGAUGAUCUACUCGCAUUGGAAUUGGAUUCGGACAAGGUGCUGAAGGGGGUGAUCCUUCUAAUAUUCGACAAGGCACUUGAUGAACCUAAGUACUCGUCGAUGUACGCUCAGCUGUGCAAGCGGCUCAGCGAAGAGGCGCCCAACUUUGAGCCGCCCGGCUCUCCCUGUACUUUCAAGCUGCUCCUACUCAACAAAUGUCGCACCGAAUUCGAAAAUCGCGCCCAGGCAUUCGCGGCCUUCGAAGAUAAGGCGCUCACUCCUGAGGAAGAGGAGAAACGGCAUUUAGCCAAGUGUAAAAUGCUCGGUAACAUCAAAUUCAUCGGCGAACUGGGCAAGUUGGAGAUCCUCGCAGAGUCGAUCCUUCACCGUUGCAUCCAGAACCUGCUGGCUCGCCGCGCCGCCGCCGAGCACCAUGAAGACCUGGAGUGUCUGGCGCAGCUGGUGCGGACGUGCGGCCGCGUGCUCGACUCGGAGCGAGGCCGCGGUCUCAUGGACCAAUACUUCGCACGAAUCGAAACGCUUUCCAACUCGCGCGACCUCGCUCCUCGCAUCCGGUUCAUGUUGCGGGACGUGGUGGAGCUCCGACGCGCGGGCUGGCUGCCUCGCACCGCGGUGUCCGCCGAGGGCCCGGUGCCCAUACAUCAGCUGCGCUCCGACGACGAGCCGCCGCCCCGCCGCGAGCGCGAGCGGGAACGUGACUCUUUGUUCAGGGGCGGUAUGCGCUCGCGGCCUCUGGACGACGUGCUGGCCGGUCUGAGCCUGCAGCCGGCCGCCGCGCUCGUGCCGCCGCCGGACAAACUGUUCGGGAACGGUUUCGCUCCGCCGGCCUUCCGCCAGCGCUCGGCGCCCGGCUACUACCCGCGCUCACAUUACAAGCACCAACAACACCAGCACACGCCCUCCGCGGGCAAGGAGGGCUCGCGCUCCGGCAAGGCUCGUGUGGCGGUGGCAGCGGGCGCUCUGCAAGACGUUCAGAUGCGACCCGCCGCCAACUCUCUCAUGUUCACGGCCAACAGGCUGUCUCGCCCGCCGCCCUCGCAGCUGCCACUCGCCUCCCAAAACGUGCUGACGCCAACAUUCGCCAGUGCUCCGCCUCUUAUGAAAGAGCCCUCUAUCACUAUCAAACCAGCGCCCGACAAAAAGGAUAAACCGAAAAAGGACAAGGGGUUGAACAAGGAGGAGGCCUGUCGCCUUGGCAUCGAAGCGGUGAGUGCGCUGGCUGACAGCGACGAACGCAUCGACCCACCGGAGCCCGAGCACGAGCACGAGCCGACGCUGGCGGCGCCGCUGAGACGACUGCACGACCUCCAGCUGCCCGACAAGUUACUACGGCGCGUCAUCGCCGCGGUGCUGGAGCAUGCGGUCACCGCAGACAUACGACCGCCGGCCGACAACGACACCGAGCCGGAUGGCGACGCCAAUGAAGAAGAUGAACGCGUCACUCGUCUGCUCUGGGCCGCCUGUAGUGUGGUGCGCGCGGUUAAACGAGCGCCGCUGGGGGAGCCGCUCAGGGCGCUCCUACAGGCGCACCAUCCCCACCGCCGCUUACCCGGCCUCCUGGCACACGCCAUCAAACAGAAGUUAAUAUCGCUGUCAGAAGUAGGCACGUGGUGCGAGGGUGGUCAGUACCACCCGUUAUUACUGGAAGUGCUGCAGUCCCUACGAGAACUCGUCGGCCUGGAGCGCCUCCAAGACAUGCUCGAAGAUAGUAAGGUGAACCUAUGCGCCUACGUGUCGGAGCGGGAGGGUGGCGCGGGCGGUCUUGAUGCUCUGGAGGCUCGCGGUCUGGGCGCGCUGGUGCCGCAGCUGCGGGUGCAGGCGGCGCUGGCCCGACAGCUGGCCACGGAGCCGGCUCCGACCGCGCUGUAUCGCUGGAUCAAGGCUAACGUGGAGCCCUCCGUGAGACACAACGCCGCAUUCGUGUCGGCGCUGGUGGCACUGGUCGCGGAGCACGUGACGGCGGCGGCGGGCGGCGCCUCGCCUGACAAGGCUGCGCUCGAGCGUGAGAAAGCGCUGGCCGAGGCCUACGCUCCUCUCCUGACAGCCUUGCUCGAGGGCCGCUCAGAUCUACAGCUUGCGGCCGUGUACGCUGUGCAGGUGCAUGCACACCAUCACCGGUACCCUAAAGGUAUGUUGCUACGUUGGUUCAUGUACCUGUAUAACUUGGAGGUAUGUGAGGAGGACGCUUUCCUGCGCUGGCGCGAGGACGUCACUGAUGCCUACCCUGGUAAGGGAGAGGCUCUAUUUCAGGUGAACACGUGGCUGACAUGGCUUCAGCAGCAGGAGUCCGAGGACGAGGAGGCCGAGGACUGA
This is a messenger RNA of Danaus chrysippus (African queen), 2370 nucleotides long. The record is from the annotation of a GenBank genome assembly. Lineage: Eukaryota; Metazoa; Arthropoda; Insecta; Lepidoptera; Nymphalidae.